Messenger RNA from Chondrus crispus (carragheen), 279 nucleotides. RefSeq lists its product as hypothetical. The coding region runs from base 1 to 279 and encodes 92 amino acids. The transcript has a single exon. NCBI's taxonomy places the organism in Eukaryota, Rhodophyta, Florideophyceae, Gigartinales, Gigartinaceae. The record is from RefSeq and is a predicted model, not a curated record.
AUGGGAGCUCGAAAAUAUCUUUGCUCAUUGUUGAUCUGUUUCAAGCAACCCGCGAGCCUGCGCGCAAAUAGCUUCCGCCACAUUGUUUCUGUUCACAUAGUUCGCCUCGCAGGACACGAUAUUGUUCCUGGAAGAGUGUGUGCGUUUCUGCAAGUGCAUGCGGAUAAGGUGUGUCAUCGGGCUUCGUUGCACCAACGCCGAGUACUACUGUACACAAAGAUCAAAACCAUAUUAUAUGCACGUGUACACGUGCGCCUUUUUGUUCACGUACCUCUGUAA